Molecule: messenger RNA, 2130 nt
Organism: Trematosphaeria pertusa
Lineage: Eukaryota; Fungi; Ascomycota; Dothideomycetes; Pleosporales; Trematosphaeriaceae
Product: MFS general substrate transporter
Exons: 3
Coding region: 350-2083 (577 amino acids)
Biological process (GO): transmembrane transport
Cellular component (GO): membrane
Molecular function (GO): transmembrane transporter activity
Source: RefSeq, a predicted model, not a curated record
GUCAACCCCACGAACGCUAUUCGGCCGCUAACCGCUCACGGUGUGAUGCUCUCCGCAGGUUCCGGGGAUGGUGGAGCUGGGCGGGGCUUGUUUGGUCCCUUCCCGGGGUCGUUUCUCGCGAACGACUCGCAAGCGGCGCCACCAACCUAGGAAUUUUCGGUAGAGACCCGGAAAUAGACGAUGGGAUUCCCGAAGACGCCGAGUAUUUGAUGGAGAGAGGAUCCGCGAGGUUGGUUCGGUGUCCCUGAUUGUCGAGCUGCAGGAAAGGAUUUCUUCCCCUCAUCUCUUAUCUCUGCCUUCUUCCUCCCUUUCCUUACGCGUUGCUCGUUUCGCCCGACGUAACGUCAACAUGUCUGCCCUCAACGAGGAAAAGACGAACAUCCAAGAAGUCGAUGCCGUCGAGAAGACGCUCGACCAUGGCAGCAGCACCGACUCCACAGACGAGCCACGACCCAAGAUCUCCUUCAAGACGAAGAUGGCCAUUCUCUCUCUCAUAAUGAUGUACGAAUCCUACCUCUUCACGCUCAUCAUGCCCGCCGCCAUCCUGGCCUACAUAAACGCCGACCUCGGUCCCGACCCCAGAUACCCCUGGAUUACCGUAUGCUGGAACCUGGGUGCUGCUAUCAUCGUGACUGUUGGGGGCCGUCUCGCCGACAUCUUUGGCCGCCGCUGGUUCCUGCUCACAGGCGCUAUAUCCGCCGCAAUCGGGGCCCUCGUCGGCGCAACUGGCCAAUCCAUCCCCCAGAUGAUCGCGGCUGGCGUGCUCUUCGGCUUCGGCGGCGGCUUCCAAGAGAUGUGUUUUGCGUGUGCGCAGGAGCUUGUGCCGAAUCGAUACCGGUUUGCGACGCUGGGAGUGAUGAUUUUCGCGAACCAUGUUAGUAGUUUUGGGCCGCUGAUUGGGUAUGCGUUUGUGAAGUAUACGGGGAUUGGGUGGAGGGCUUGCUAUUGGUUUUGCUUUGCGAUGGAGGGGGCGACGGCGGUGAUGCUGUGGGUGUUUUAUCGGCCUCCGACCUUUGAAACGAAGCAUGAGGACGAUGGGAAAGGCAAAUGGGAAUUGGUGAAAGAGCUGGAUCAUGUCGGGCUCUGGCUGUUCACUGCUGGAUGUUUGUUGUUGCUCCUGGGGCUUAAUUGGGGAGGCGUAUCGUACCCCUGGUCCAGCGCUCACGUCAUUGCUCCGAUCGUUAUAGCCUUCGUCUGCUUCGUCGCCCUCGCCUUCUGGGAAGUUUACGCCAACCUCAAAUACCCGAUCCUCCCGCCAAGGCUAUUUAAGAAAUGGCGAGACUUCACCGCGCUACUUAUCGUCUGCUUCGUCGCCGGGAUGCUGUACUACAGCAUGAACGUGCUCUGGCCCCGCCAAUCAACCCUCCUCUUCCUGAAUUCAAACGACACCAUAAUCCGGGGCGUGUACGCGAACAUGGUUUCUUUCGGUACAAUCGUGGCAGGGUGGUACUGUCUCACCGUCAUGCCAUGGAUCGGCCACGAACGCUGGCAGCUUGUUGGCUUUAUCACGGCUCAAACAGCGCUCAUCGGAUCCAUGGCUAGUAUCGGUAUCAACGACAAAGCGCAAGCAAUCGCUACGGUCAUUAUCGUCUCGGCCUGUAACUUGCCACCAAGUCCGUUGAGCUUCGGUAUGGUUAGUCUGGGCCUGGACGAUCAAAACGACAUCGGUGUUGCGGUGGGCUUGAUUUCGACCUUCAGACUGAUCGGAGGUGCUGUUGCAACCAGCAUUUACGUUUCGAUUUACACUUCCCGAUAUGCGUCGAAAAUUGGUCCAACGCUGCAGCGCAUGACGGCCGAUACCGGAUUCUCUGGAUCGCUCACCUCGCUCCUCAAGGCCACUGCGCUGAAUACUCCUGCGGCGUACGCGAAAGUUCCGGGUAUUAACCCGGAGACAAUCCAGGCGGCAAUGCUGGCAGUCAAGACUUCGUAUGUUGGUGCAUUCAAGGUCGUCUACCUAGUCGCCAUCGCAUUUGGAGUCUGCGCGAUUGCAAGCGCGUUGAGCACGAGGAGUGUAAAGAAGAGCAAUAAGAGCAACGCACAGGCUGUGCAUCUGGAGACUGAGAAAGAGACGAGUAGGGUUUGACGGAUGCGACCGAAAAGACGGCGGUAGUCUGAGUUGUUUGAUGAGUG